UCUAUAGAAAAUAAAAGCCAAAAGCAGAAAUAUUACACAAUUAUUAGUCUACCCAAAAAAAAGGUGUGGUUUUUCACAAUAAGAAAACCCCUUAACAGUUGUGAAAAUGACAACUUAAAUUAAUAAUUAAACUAAAUAAAAAGAAAAUUAACAAAAAAAAAAAAAAAACCAACAAAAUAAAAGAAAACUAAAUGAACUCAAGGAAUUUUGCUACUUAGUUUAAGAAUCGAAAAACAAAAGAAAAAAAAAAAAAAGAAUUCAAUACUAAAAAGUUUAACUGCUGCUAAAACAUAACUUUUCGCAAAUAUGGCUUGGGGUUAUUGGAGUGCUACCACGGUGGAUCGUGGUCGUUCGCCGCGUCGUAAUACCCAAUGCACUCCUUUACCCGUCAACCUACAACAGCCCGAGGAAGAACCUUGUGUUACCACCACCACGACAGCGGCUGCUGCGGCGGCGGCGGUAACACAACCUUCCACAACCACAAAUGCUUCGAAUACAUGUCCUAAUACACCCUCGGGUACACAAGCCAAUCUCUGCUACAGUCCCACCUGUCGCAGUCGCUGCAGUAGUCCGUGUCCGGGUAGUCCUUGUCCCGGUAGCCCUUGUGGCUCUAUAACUCCGCCGCCUCCGCCACCACAUCCUCUAACAUCAUCACAACAGUAUUUACAUCAGCAUUCAAAUAAAAAUUGUCCAGCUGCACAGCAAAUGUUUGCAGCGGAUGAUUAUCCUUCGCGUCGUCAAUCGCUGGAUCGUUUGGAUAGUCCUCAGGUAUGGACUUAUACUAAGUCCAAAUAUUUUGAUAUACAGGCCAAUCAACUAUCAGACAUUAUGUGCCGCGGUGCGGUGGUAUCUUCCAUACAAUCAGCCAAUAACACGUUGACAAGAGGUGUAUCACUGCACAGUCGCAGCGGCAGUGCUCAUGGUAGUAUACAUGGUGGCGGUAGCCAUCAUGGCAGCCAUGGUGCUGUCGGUCCCGGUAGCGCCCAUGGUUCCAUGGGCUGUUUGCAGGGCAGCACGGGACAUCUGGUGAAUGUGGUACACGGCAGCAGUGGCAGUGUGGGCAUGUUGGCCGGUGGUCCUAUUGACACGGGCGAUUAUGAUGUACCACAUCCACAUCCUUAUACACAUCAUUAUAUGCAAACAUCAUCGUCGAUAACACCGCCACAUUCCACUAUGAGUUUGAUCGGCUCUAGGCCAGGAUCAGCUGGUCCAUGUCCUGGUCAUGAUUCUGGUUCCGAUUCUAGCCAAGGUUGUGGCUCAAUUAUGGCAAGCGGUAUUGGCAGCGGUGGUGGUGGUCACCUGGGCCAUAUGUCCGCCCAUUUAGUGGGCAUGUCGGGUGGUCAUCAUACUCACAGUGGCGGCAGUGGUUCGUUGGGACGUUGUUCGAGUCGCUGUCACAAUACCACCACUACGACCGAUGAUUCGGGUGGCGGUAGUGGUGGUAGUGUCUUUGGCAGUGGUCCCUGUAUGGGAGGCCUAGAACAGGCGGCAACACAUCAACAUCAUCACAUCGUUAGACACGGCAGUGCCGGUAGUGGUCUAAAUGGUUGUGGUAGUGGUGGCAGUGGAGGACGUAAUAGUUCUCUCAGUACCAUACACAAUGGUCAUGGUCAUCAUCAGUAUCAUCAUGAGUGUAUACAUUAUGAACGUCUGCCCAUACCAGUGCCCAUACCCACUGUGCCAACUACACAUCAGCAACAGCAAUUGCAAUCGGAGGAGGAAAUUGAACCGGCGUAUGCAACAGUUUUCCCAAAUGUUCCUGCAGCACCUGGUUCAUUAUGUGAUGGUGAAGAUCGCAGCAUUUAUCGACGGGGUGCCAGAAGAUGGCGCAAACUGUAUAGGGUUAAUGGUCAUAUAUUCCAAGCUAAACGUUUUAAUAGACGUGCAUUUUGUGCUUAUUGCCAAGAUCGCAUCUGGGGUCUGGGACGUCAAGGUUUCAAGUGCAUACAAUGCAAACUGUUGGUACACAAAAAAUGCCAUAAAUUGGUUAAGAAACCCUGUUCGAAUGAGGAUGUCAAACCGUUGGUGCCCAAGGGUGCGGAAGAUGAUUUCGCCGAGCAGCUACCACAAAUGCCACCACCCAUACCCGAUUAUCCACCCAUACAUCCGGGAGCCGAUGAAUCCUGCAUCUCUUCGGAUCCAGAGUAUAUGCCUUCGGCUUCUAGUGGUGGCGGAGUGGGCGGUUAUAUGGGUUCACAGAAUAAGGAGGAAAUUGAAAUGGGUUCACAGCGUCAAUUCUCUUUGGAUGAUUUCGAAUUGAUACGUGUCAUUGGUCGUGGCAGUUAUGCCAAGGUCUUGAUGGUGGAACUGAAAAAGACUAGACGCAUCUAUGCCAUGAAGGUUAUUAAGAAAGCUUUGGUUACGGAUGAUGAGGAUAUCGAUUGGGUGCAAACGGAGAAGCAUGUUUUUGAAACAGCCUCAAAUCAUCCUUUCCUGGUGGGUUUACAUUCGUGCUUCCAGACACCAUCACGUCUAUUCUUUGUUAUUGAAUUUGUGCGCGGCGGUGAUCUUAUGUAUCACAUGCAACGUCAAAGACGUUUGCCAGAGGAACAUGCUCGCUUUUAUGCAGCCGAAAUAAGUUUGGCUUUGAAUUUCUUGCAUGAGAAGGGUAUUAUAUAUCGUGAUCUGAAGCUGGAUAAUGUUUUGCUAGAUCAUGAGGGUCAUAUUAAACUAACCGAUUAUGGCAUGUGUAAGGAAGGCAUACGCCCAGGUGAUACCACUUCCACCUUCUGUGGCACACCCAAUUAUAUAGCUCCCGAAAUUCUAAGGGGUGAGGAUUAUGGUUUUUCGGUAGAUUGGUGGGCUUUGGGUGUGUUGCUGUAUGAAAUGUUGGCUGGACGCAGUCCCUUCGAUAUAGCCGGGGCUUCAGAAAAUCCUGAUCAAAACACUGAGGAUUAUCUUUUCCAAGUCAUUUUGGAGAAAACCAUACGUAUACCACGUUCUUUAAGUGUUAAAGCUGCUUCGGUUCUUAAAGGUUUCUUAAAUAAAAAUCCAGCCGAUCGUUUGGGCUGCCAUCGUGAGACCGCCUUUAUGGAUAUUAAAAAUCAUCCCUUCUUUAAGGUUAUUGACUGGGAAAUGAUUGCACGUAAGGAAGUACCACCACCAUAUAUACCUACAUUUGAUCCUGGCGAUCCUUUUAUGACAACAAAUUUUGACAUUCAAUUUACCAGAGAACCGGCUGAAUUGACGCCAGAUGAUCCUCGUGUUAUUGAUAAUAUAGAUCAAUCUGAAUUUGAAGGUUUCGAAUAUGUUAAUCCAUUGUUAAUGUCUUUGGAAGACGAAGUUUGACAUCACGAGUUUUGUGACUUACAUCCCUAUAAUAUGCGUCUUUAUGGCGAAGAUUCCAGUGACUAUGAUUCAGUUGCUGAUGAUUUAAGUUUAUUACGUUUAAAUGCUCCUAAUAAUAAUUUAAUUACACAUUUAAAUAAUUAUACUAAUAAUGAUCACCAACAACAACAAACACAACAGCCACAACAACAACAAUUACAUCAACAUCAUCAUUUACAUCAUGAGCAAUUACAACAUACGCAUGAUCCUCAACAACAGCAACAGUAUCAAGAUCAGCAACAACAACAACAUUCUCAUAAUGCACAUGUUUUGCCUUCCAUUAAACUAAUCUAAAACUCUCUCCCCCCCCCAAAACCAAUAUCGAAACAAACAAACAAUAUAACUACAACAACUACUACUACUACUAAACAGCAACAAAGAACAACUUAAAAAUCUGAAAAAAGUUAAUAAACGAAAUUAAAAGCCUAUAACUUCUAUUUCCAUGUUAAGAAUUAAGAAACAAAAAACACAACAAAUACCAUAUGUAUCAUCAUAAUUUUAAUAAGAAAGAGAGGAGGGAGGACACUUCUAAAAAUCGUAAAAAACACUCAGUAUAAGAAAAGAUUUCAAGAAACAAAAAAUAUUAUAAUAUUUAUAAAACAAAAGUAAUAAAUAAUAAUAAUAAUAAUAAAACGUUAACGUAAAAGACAUGUAUGUACACAUUUUUCUAUUCCACAACAACGCAUUAACUCUUAAGAUUAUAUACUAAAAAAAACAACAACAACAACAAACAAAAUAGAUUCGUUUAUAAUUAAUGAUGCAUUAAAGAGCCUAAUGAAAGUUUAUUAAGAUUAAAGAAAUUAACAAAAUAAAACGAAAAAUUACAAUUUUGAAAAUUAAAAAUAUUUAGUUGUUAGAAUUAGUAUUGAUUUGAAAACAGUUCUAGAGUUUAAAGAAAAGUUUGCUGGACUAAAAUAUAAUGCCAUUAAGGUUUUGAGUAGUUUCAGAAAGAAUUAGUUUAAAAUUUGAACUUUCAUUACAAGAUUUUCAAAGUUAAAAGGUUUCGAUUAAGAGGAUGAUCGCUGUGAUUGUAUUUAAUCAGUUAGAUGAGAAGAUUUCACCAUUUCAGCGAAAUUCUUAAUUGAAUUCUGAACGUAUGACGUUUAAAUACAAUUUGCAAGACCCUAAACUACAAUAUAGUAAAAUUAACAAAUUUGCAAGACUAAAAAAAAACUAGACAAAAUGUAUUUUCAAAUUUUUAAAGAAAUUUUGAUUUUCAUAAUCAAUUAACAAUAUAAUUGCCCUUGUAAACCUUGCAAAUGUACUAAAUCUAACAUAAAUGCUAAAAUUUACCAUAAUAAACAAUUUGCAAGGCUUUAAAUACAAAAUAGCAAAUUUACAAGACCUAAAAACCAAACAAAAAGCGAAUGUGUUAUCUAAUUUUUCGAACAACUUUGGAUUUUUAUAUAAAACUAACAAAUUAUUAGCCUUGUAAACCUUGCAAAUGUAAUAAAUAUAACAAAAAUGUUUCAAUAUAGCUAAUAAACCAUUUACAAGGCUCUAAGUACAAAAUAGCAAAUUUACAAGACCUAAAAACCAAAUAAAAAUGAAUGGGUUUUCCAAUUUUCUAAUAACUUUGGAUAUUUAUGUACAACUAACUAUUUAUUAGCCUUGUAAAGCUUGCAAAUGUAGUAAAUUUAAAAAAAUGCUAAAAUUUACAAUAAUGAACAAUUUGCCAGGGCCCCAAUUACAAAAUAGCAAAUUUGCAACAUUAAAAUCCAGACAAAAACUUAAGUAUUUCUAAUUUGUAUUUUUUGCUUAGAUUUUUUUUAUAAAACUAACUUUUUGUAUGCCUUGUAAACCUUGUAAAUCUAACAAAAUCUAACAAAAAUGCUAAAAUUUACCUUAAUGAACAAUUUGCAAGGUUCGAACUACAAAAUACCAAAUUUACAAGACUUAAGAAAGCCACAUAAACUCAAAUUAUUUUAUUAAUUUUUCAAUUAAUUUUGAUUUUCAUACGAAAUGAAUAAAUUUUCAUCCUUGUAAACCUUGCAAAUGUAAUAAAUCUUUAAUAAUCUUCCCAAUGUUCAAACAACUUGUGAUUUUUAUACUAAUUUUAGUAUUUUUGACUAUUGCAAGUCUGUCAAAUGUAGUGAAUCUAGAAAAAUCACUAAAUACAUGAUUUACUAUAUCUAAAACAAUUUGCAAGACUUUAAAACAUGUAGCAAAUGUAGACAAUUGAUGAGAAAAGCUGUAAUUUGCAAGUUAACAAACAAAUAUUUAAUUUACCAAGUUUACAAGGGCUUGUAAAUAUGAAACAUCUGAACCAUCGCAUUAAAUCUUCAUAGUAAAUUACUCUAGCUAACAUAGCAAUUCCGAAAUUUACUUUUCGUUUUUAGUUUAGGGAUUUUUUAUGAUAUUGCAACCCUAGCAAAUAUUGCAAAACUAUUUAAAUGCCUGCACUUUAUAAUAAAACCACAAAAUAUUUCAUUUACUAUACCUAAAUUUAUUUACAAGUCUUUAAAACCUAACAAACAGGUCUUGUAAAUAUAAGAAAUCUUUAAAAUCAUGCAGAAUUUCAUAUGCAAACAUAUGCAAGGUCUUGUAAAUAUAUUAAAAGUAUAUAAAAGUAAAAUAAAAUAUGAGAAAUUGAAAGUUAUUAACCUUAAGUAUAUUUGCAAUAACAGAAAUGGGCAAAAAAGGUCUUGUAAAUGGCUAAAGUUAGCAAUGAAUGAAAAAAUAUUUUAUUACUUUUGCGUUUUUGCCUUUUUAAAAAAUAAUUUCUUUUAAAAAACAAAAUUUUAUUUACUUUACAGUAGUUAACUGCCCUUGUAAACCUGGCAAACAUAGUAAACUAACCUUGCAAACAUGGCAAACUUAAUUAGUUUUAUGCUAGCAAUUGCAAUAAACACGAAAUAACGAUUUACUAUACUUAAGUAAAUUUACAAGGUCUUGCAAAUGUAUAAAAAGUAUGUAAAAGUAAUAUAAAAUAUGUGAAAUUGAGAGGUAUAACCUUUAAGAGUAUUUGCAACACCAAAAAUAAACAAAAAAGGUCUUGCAAACUGUUAAAAUCUGAUGCCUAGAACUGUUUUGAAAUUAAUAUUAAACAAAAACCAAAAAAAAAUUCUCUUUCUAUUUGAAAAAAUGAUCCGAUAACUAAAAAGUAUAUAAAAAAAGAACAACUUUACUAAAAUGCAAUAGCUUAUGAUUAAAGAAAAACAACAACAAAAGAAA
Messenger RNA from Lucilia sericata (common green bottle fly), 6501 nucleotides. It is a transcript of the gene aPKC, whose product is annotated as atypical protein kinase C. The coding region runs from base 307 to 3288 and encodes 993 amino acids. Gene Ontology annotation, molecular function: ATP binding; diacylglycerol-dependent serine/threonine kinase activity; zinc ion binding. Gene Ontology annotation, biological process: protein phosphorylation; establishment or maintenance of cell polarity. NCBI's taxonomy places the organism in Eukaryota, Metazoa, Arthropoda, Insecta, Diptera, Calliphoridae. The record is from RefSeq and is a predicted model, not a curated record. The transcript has 10 exons.